GGCCCGGCGCGGCCAUGGCGGCGGACGAGCUGUACCUGGAGAACAUCGACGAGUUCGUCACCGACCACAACCGCGUCGUGACCUACAAGUGGCUGAGCUACACCCUGGGCGUCCACGUGAACCAGGCUAAACAUAUAAACCACAGCCUGUUAAAUGUCCUGGAGCAGUGCCACAAGGUCGCAGUAGUGAGGGAGGAUAAACUGGAAGCAAUGAAGUCCAAGCUGUCCACAAUUGCCAGUGUGCACGUGUACAGCAUUCAGAAGGCCCUGCUCAAGGACAGCUCCCCCCUCUACAACACCGACUACGACAUCGUCAAGGCAAACCUGCAGCACUGCAGCAAGUUCAGUGCCAUCCGCUGCGCUGCCGCCGUGCCCAGGACGCCGCCCGCCGCCGCCCGCGCGCCGCCGCCCGCGCAGAGCCCCCCGCGGCACCGGGACCCCCAUGCCACCGCCAAUGGCCACGGGCCCCGGUCUGCCGGGCCCCCCCCACAGCAGCAGAAGGGCAUCAUGGGCAUGUUUGCAGCCAAAGCAGCGGCCAAAGCCCAGGACACAGCCAAGGAGGCCAAGGCAGAGGCCAAGGAGGCCCCGAGCGUGUCUGCAGCAAGCAGCAAGCCACCAACAAAGAACAGCAUCAUGAACAACUUCUUUGGAAAGGCUGCUAUGAAUAAACUCAAAGCCAACUCUGUGCCUGAGCAGCCAAAGGAGGAGAAAGAAGUAGUGAAGCCUUCAGUUGCUGCAGCAGAACCAGAGUCAUCUCCUAGUACUGUAGCAGAGAAACCUGGGAAGAAAACAGAGUCUGUCAGAAUUCAGCAAAAGGACAAGAAAAGUAAAACGAAGAGAGCGGAUGGGUCAGAUGACGAGGAAGAAAGAGAUCCUGAAAAUGUCAAGAAAAAGAGGAAGCGAAUCAAGCAACUUGUGUCUGACAGCAGUGAUGAAGAAGAUGUCCCACCCUCUCCCACACCCGAGGAAGAGAGAGCUCCAUCUCCACCACCUGAACCUGCUCUGAAAACUGAGCUGGAGCCUGCAUCCACAGAGGUGUCAGCUGGAGGGAGGAAGAGGAAGCGGAGGCGCGUGCUGAAAUCCAAGAUGUUUAUUGAUGAAGAGGAAGGCUGCAUGGUGACUGAGAAGGUUUACGAGAGUGAAUCCUGCACGGACAGCGAGGAUGAAUUCCCCAAGCCCAAGGCACCAGCUCCACAAAAACAGCCCGUGCUCCCCACCAAGAGAGAGCCAAAGGAAGAAAGGAAGAACGCAAAGAAAGGGGCAGCUCCUGCCAGCAGAGCCAACAAACAGAUCUCCAUCAUGGGAUUUUGCCAGAAGAAAUGAACUGGCUCUAUCUCCUCUUGGCAGCUUGGGAGUGUUGCUCCCUUUUUUCGUGUGGCUCUCUGCAAGCUGCUGCUGCUUGUGGGGGCCAACAUGCAACCCCUGGUUAUGCAAGGUGUCCUGCUUACUGUGUAAGGAAGCCCUCUGGACUAGAUUUUGUAUCAGAGAAAAGUUUUUAUUUGUUACUGCAAUAAUUUCAGUCAUCACUAGGCGCUGUGGGAACUGCCAGCUAGAGGCAGCAUCUAGAGGAACUCUUGAAAGGCUGUUAAAUCUGUUCACAUGAAAUUGUAUUUUUUUAAUCACUCCUUUGGUGCUAAGUUAGGAGAGGAGUUGUGGUGUUUUCCUCCCCUCUUUGUACACCCCCAGCUCUUCAGAUUGGUCCAGAUGUUCACGUUGGGUAGCAGCAGUAACGUAGCAGGUCUUCAGGCACAGACACAAAUAUUGAACAUCUGCUUCGGCUUUAGCUGAAUGAAGUGUACUUCAUUUUCCCCCUAAGACUGGUAAAUAGUUUUUGCUCUGCCUUUCAUAAUCUUUUUUUGGACAAAGCAGUGCAUAUAAAAUUCUCUUACUCUUUUCUUCCUUGAACGUAUCCUCUGUAACUUGCUCAGAUGCCUAAUUAUAGACUGGGACACUGUUGGUGUUCUGUCUUUACAAAAACAUCCUUGAGGCUUCCCACCCAAUUGGCUCCAGAGUAAUUGGGGGAAGGCUUUGCUGUGAUUGGGAAAUAACUGGAUCUUUGGAGGCCCAUGAGUCAGAAGGAAGGGUGAUGAGAGGGCACUGCUGAUAACCCCAGGCAGGUACCAGGGAACAGCACGUGCUGCAUCGCAGGGUUUGGAAGUUUUGGGUUGCCUGAAGGGUUUUUUUACAGGCAUAAACCAGACAAGAGAAGAGUUUUUCCUUGGACAUCUCGUCAUCUGCCUGCUGAAGGAAGAGUGCCACAGCACAUGGUCCCAAGGAACCUGUUAUGGGAGAGGAAUACAGCACAGCAAUCCUGUUAACCACAGAGGAGCUCGGUCUGGGCCUCCUGCUUGGCUGGUGCUGAGGCUGAUAGACAGAUGUGAAGGAUUUUCCAGAGGGCUGAUGCUGAGCACUCCUGAAGCUUGGGCUGGUGAGUGCUUCCAGGUAGGGCUGGUGUCCUCAGUGGUUGGUGGAGAGGAGCUGCUGCACCCCAGCAGCACCACUGGGUUGUACCUGUGCUGUGGCCUGGGAAGAGAAUGAUCAGCCUUAUUCUGGUUUAAUGAAAAAGUUUAACUGUUGAGAGCAAAACCCAGCCUGCCAUAGUGGUUCUGUUGUUCUUGGUGGUAGAGUUGAGAGGGUAUUUUUAAAGGAAACGAGAAGUAACAAAUCCCAUUGAACACAGUUUUGGUUUGUUGGUUUUUGGUUUUGUUUUUGGGUUUUUUUUUUAUUUGCCCUUAUUCAUUAAAUAAUGUGUCAA
Molecule: messenger RNA, 2754 nt
Organism: Onychostruthus taczanowskii (white-rumped snowfinch)
Lineage: Eukaryota; Metazoa; Chordata; Aves; Passeriformes; Passeridae
Gene: POLD3
Product: DNA polymerase delta 3, accessory subunit
Exons: 12
Coding region: 15-1322 (435 amino acids)
Biological process (GO): DNA strand elongation involved in DNA replication; DNA replication; nucleotide-excision repair, DNA gap filling
Cellular component (GO): nucleus; delta DNA polymerase complex
Molecular function (GO): DNA-directed DNA polymerase activity
Source: RefSeq, a predicted model, not a curated record